Molecule: messenger RNA, 5007 nt
Organism: Carassius gibelio (silver crucian carp)
Lineage: Eukaryota; Metazoa; Chordata; Actinopteri; Cypriniformes; Cyprinidae
Product: centrosomal protein of 126 kDa-like
Exons: 12
Coding region: 407-3664 (1085 amino acids)
Biological process (GO): non-motile cilium assembly; mitotic spindle organization; cytoplasmic microtubule organization
Cellular component (GO): centrosome; midbody; ciliary base
Source: RefSeq, a predicted model, not a curated record
GAAGCGCGUCGAUGGUUACCGACAUGGCGCAACAGUUUCAGCUGUAGCAAGCGACGAUAAAGACUUAAUUUUGCCUGCUUUAAUUAAAUUACAUUUCAAGAUAGCAUUCAGUCGGUUUUGAUCCAGGUGAAUUUCGUAUCAAACUACUGGAAGUUAUAAAGUCAUAGGUAGUACGUUUUCUGCGCUGUCUGUCUGUAUUUAUUUACUAACUGGCUGGCCAGUCUUCAUUUUGCUGUCAUUCUCAAGUGCACCAAUAUUUUACCAGAGCAGAUUAAUUCUGGUCGUGCCAGCUAACGUUAUGUUAUUGCGCGGCCGUUCCAACAUCAAUAAGAUGCAGCUUUUCUUGUUCGGAUGAGAAGUUUGGUGUGUGGAGACCUGUCAUCAGCUUGUCAUCCUGAUCUUCGGGAUGCCAGUCCUGGAGGACACACUUUACUACUCCAACAUUAGAUCAGAUGUACAUGAAGGUAAUGAAGAUGAAAGAGAAGUGUUGGUACAAGAACAGAGGUACUGUCGAACUCGGGCUCGCAAGCUUUCCCUGGAAACAAGACGCAGACGAAAGGCUCUAGAGGAGAGAAGGAAACAGUGGGAUGUUCAGGAGCAGAGACUGAGGGAGAACAUUCUACAGCAGCGCCAUCAGAGGGUCCAGGAUGCAACAGAGAACUUCCAAAGAGCUCAUCUCCCUCCUUCCCAGAGAAAAAGACCAGGAGCCUUUAAGAGAAGAACACUCAACCUUGAUGAAGCACUUCAUCAUAUUCAGAGCAGUCCGCACUUAUACACUCAACAAUCUCCAUUUCUGGCAAGUGGCUUCACCAUUAGCAGGAGCUGCACUCCCUCCCCAAAGCCUUCAGGGGGCGCCCGUCACCUACAUGCCUUAUCUGCAGCUGAGGCCUAUGCCAAACUCCUGCAGGAGAAGAGUCUGAGUAACUUCAAGAACAACCAGCUGCUCUUCCUCAGUGAGCAACAGGAGACCCAGGCCGCUCUGAAAGAAAAAGAGCAGGCCGAUCUACAGGAGUAUCUUGAUACCCCAAAUAGCGAGACAGAGAGUCUGUCUAGUCUGGACAGCUUAGAGAACGGAGACACUCAGAAGACCCAUGACACUACACCGGUUUGUUGCUCCCACCAGAGCACCACCUGUACCCAGUCUUUCUACCUCCCUGUGGAUCCCCCUAAACUCCAAGACCCCAAAAAUCCUCCAACACCAUUCAGACAGUCCAACAACCCAUGUUCACCAUCUCAUCACUCCACUUCCGUAGCAAAGAGUUUCCUGGAGGAGUUCUUAAAUCAAACAAGCAAACUCAAUCUCAACUCACCCUCACCAAAGAAUCGUGAGUCAACAGAAGAAAACAGGAGUCUCCGGAAUUGCACGCAAGAAAGAUUUGUAAACUCAAAAGACCAAUUGCAGACCUUCAACACCCAUAAUUGCCAAAAAGAACUGACUCAGCAGGACUUAGCUACUAAUUCAGAACAUAUGACUCAUGAUAAUGACAGAAACGCUCAAAGGAACAUUUUGAAAGACAAAGGAUCUGUGGUUGCCCACUGCAAAACACAAGCCGUGCCAGAUACCACACCCUUGGAAUCCUCAAGUCUGACUAAAGACUUUAAGUCAGAAUCCAAGCAGCAGACAAGAACCCUGGAGGAAAAAUAUGCUAAACAUUUAUCAGAAACACAGACAGCUCUUCCAGCCAGCAAAUGCAAACACAGCAACAGUUCAUUCGAAGCCUUUUCGUGCUCCUCUGCCCAUCUUAGCAUAACGUAUCGGACUGACACAAGAUCCCCCAACAUACAACCAAUAGAAGAACUGAGUUCUUCACAUUCACAUCAAUGCAAACCAGAUGUAUAUGCUGCCACAGGGCUCAAGAUAGAAUCCAAACCGCAGAGCAUAGAGGAGAGUAUAACCAUAGAUCCUAAAAAUGAAACGGAUGUCACCAAACUGGAAAAAGCUGGAAUGCUGAAUUCUUCUAAAAGCACGGAGGAACCAAACAGAACAUCUGCAGACCCCUUGACCCAUUCCCCCCCUAACAACAAUGUCAGAUUCUUGAAAGGGAUCCUUAAAAACCAUUUAAAAUCCAAAUCAGGCAAUGUCAAAUUCACUUAUACUCCUGGCCAUUUGCUUUUCACUAAAGAAGUGGCUAUAUUAAUCCGGGACAGUGUAGAGCUGGCCAGGACAAAACUCAAUGAGCCAGAGCAGAAUAAGGCAGUUAAGAAGAAACUACGCUGGUUUGAUGAGGUAGAUGGAGUUGAGGGGGUGGACAGAGUGUUUAGAGACCCCGGCAGGCAUUCUAACCUGCCUCAACCUACACAUAAACAGCUCUCUGUAGGUCACUCGGACCAUGUGAAUUUCACAGGGGUAUCAAAGAACAUCUCCAAUAAGACCUCUGCUGUCACCGCUGGGCCCCAAUCCACUAGACGGGCCUGGGCAGAUGUAGGGCCCCAAGAAAGCCGUACACAGGAGCCCACCUCUCAAAGAAGAGCCUUCUGCACUGAGGGCCCACGGACUCCCCGGAGAGCGCGCUCAGCCAGAGUCGGCUCGUGUCCCGUUACCUCCCGGGCCAGGAAGGGCACUAUCAUCAGACCGCAAUCUGCCAGGGAAGCGCAACAUGUGGCCAAGAAUCAGGGGAAGAUUUUGGUGCCUCGUCCCCCUCCAAAACCUGAAGCUGUGGAGUGUAACCUAGCUGAGGGUCCCAUGUACAUCUCAAAGGCAUCGUGCAUUGACGAUGGUGUACAGAGCAGACCGGAUCUGCAGGAUCUGGCCUUUUGCAAAGACACUCCAGAUAGCCAGGCAAUAGUUAAUCGACCUACCCUCAGAAUAGAUGCUAUCUGUUCUCCAGUGCCACCCUACUGUACCUUCUCCCAUGAGACCCUCUCCCCUCCAGAUGCCCCUACAGACAAUGCCAGGCGCAGGUGUGGAGAGAGCGGGAUAUGUUUGGACCGGACUCCAACAGAUGAGGAGAUCUCACUGCUCUGGCAUGGAGUCCGAAGUGCUCUCGCCAGUAAAGACGGUGACCCUCAAAGUUUUCUUGCUCACAAUGGCCCGUUGUCUUCUUCGCCUCAAGCCUGUGCCAGUCUGUCCCAUGUCACUAUCAAUGGUGAUAGUCUGGUCAGUGGUGUCAAAGGAGCCUCAAAAAUGGGUGGAUUUUUCUUGUCUUCCUCUAACAUGAGAAGUCCAAUAAGGAGACAGGCUAUGGAGAAUAAUAUGGUGAAGAGCCGAGUUUCAAUGGAAAACAGCAGGAACCAAACUGCAAGAACAACACAGAGAAAGCCUAGUUUUCCUUAUCAGGUCACUGUGCCAAGUCCUCUAUAUCCAAAUAAAAAUGGUCAUGCAGCUGACAGUGAAGGCCCAGAGGUGUCAGAUGGUGCUCAAGAAGUAGAGGACUGUGCUCAGACCCAUAAGAUCUCCAACUGUCCGAUUGGAACAUUGAGCCAGAGAAUACAGUCGCUCAGUGUCAGUGCUGUGUCAAAAGAGGAGCAGAAGAUCCUGCAGUCACUCGAGAGACUCAAUCAACGGCUGCAAUAUGUGCAAGAUACAGCUGGUGGCAACCCAGCAGUGAGGGGCAUCUUUACUUUGGGUCCUGCAUUAAACCAGACCGGUGAGACUGUAGGAGUCACCGUGCGUAGGCGAGGAGCCUCUGCUGAUAAUCGCACCCGAACUCAACAGCGUUACUGACUACACCUCCCAUGAUCCACCACUCCCUCAAGCACCCUCUCUCAAAUGCACUUAGCAAAUCUUCAGACCUUAUGAUUAUAUGCUGUAUUUUGCUGAGAUAUACUCUAAAACUUUAUCUGAGUGGUAUUUAAUUGUUUUUUAAAGGCAUAGUUCACCCAAAAAUUAACAUUUGCAGAAAAUGUACUCACUCCCUGGCCAUCCAAAAUGUGUUUCUAUAUAUAUAUAUAUAUAUAUAUAUAUAUAUAUAUCAUUUGGACAGAUUGGGAGAAACUUAGCAUUGCAUAACUUGCAGCUCACAAAUAAAUCCUCUACAGUGAAUGGGUACUGUCAGAAUGAGAGUUCAAACAGCUGAUGAAAUCAUCUCCAGUCCAUCAUUUAACAUCUUGUGAAGUGAAAAGCAGUGUAUUUGUAAUUAACAAAUCUAUCAUUAAGACAUUUUAACUUCAAAUAUCCAUUAAUCCAUUUUUUUUUUUCAGUGAAAAGUUGUCUCUUCUGAAUCAGGAGAUAAAUAUGCACAGAUCCAGCAGAGUUUAUAAGCGAAAACGGUCCUAAACAGUUCUAAAAAAAAUCAGAACGUUUUUACUGGAGGAAGCACGACUAUAGAUUUUGGAGGCAACAGUUUAUUGAUUUGUUUCUUACAAACAGCCAGCUUUUCACAUAAGAUGAUAAUAGAUUGACUAGAGUGUUGUGGAAUAAUGUGAAAAAAGCCAUUCAUUCUAACAGCACCCAUUCACUGCAGAAGGAAAAUACGCAAUACUUAAUGUUUGUCUAAUAAAACAUUAAAAAAAGAAACAUUUGAAAGAAAAUGUAUUUUAUGUUCAUGUGUUGUUUGCCUUCUAAUUAGUUGGUAUUUAUUUUUCUAAAUAUAUUUUCAUAAGAAUUGUAUGUAUGCAUACUGGUAUUUUUAUUCUAAACAAUCUUGACUCUUGGAGAAAAAUAAAUUAAUUUGAGAAAGAAAAAAAAAGUUUUGUUUUGUUUUGUUUUCUUAGUGCCAAGACAGGAUAAAGGGCUUUUUGUGUAACUUGACCUCAGUCAAGUGUCAGUUAAGCAUAAAAUAGAUACGGAUUGACAUUGUAUGUGUGGCAUAAUCAUGACAGGUUUUUCUGGGUGUGUAUUUUACGUUUGUAUGUGUGUGCCUGUGACCUGUGUAAGUGAUGUUUUGUGUUUGCGUGUGUGUAAUCAGUGUAUAGAUGCAUGGGAAAGCUUAUCUAGGUGUGUGACAGUGACGUUUGAGUGACUAUUAAUUACUGCAGUGCAUUAGAGACUCACCACACAGGCUUUGCAGGAUAACGAAGUCAGAAUCCUGAUGCUCUUGUGUCAUUACCACCCUAUAACUGUCAUCA